UUUUUGUAUUGUUACUGAAAUUUAUGGGUAUGUUAAGAAAUUGAGAGGUAUUUUCUUUUAAAGAUUAUUAAUUUCUUGUCCUUUUUUUAAAACAUUUAUGAUUGUUUCUUGGGGGUUUGGGAAAUGUCAGAAUGUUUUGCCUUUAUGAUUUUUACCAAGCAUGCGUGCCAUUGCUUUUUUCCUUAAAACAUGCAUUGCAUUUGAGAUGAGUUUAAUUGUUUUUUAUUCCCUUAAUUGAUCAUUCCCAUUCUUUAUGAAAGGUUCAAGUAUGAAACACUGGUUCUCAUGACAGAAGCAUCUCAACUGGUGGGUGUCAACUCGCUUAACUUUGCAUUGUCCUAACUCCUAAAAGACUAGGUAGCAAAUUCCAGUUAUUUUCAGAUGGGAUGGAGGGAUACUUUUCUUUUGUGAUCCAGCCAACCCUUGAAACCAAGAGGGAAAAUCUUGGCCCAGAAAAUCUCUAGUUCUUCAUGGAAGGAGUACGUCUCAAGUUGAAUCUGGAGACGUAGAUGUAUCCCAAUAUUUUCAGCAUAAAAUGUAGGAAAUACUACAGAUUUGCUAUCACUGAGAGAUGGGGCGUGAGGGCUGUGUCUUACUAGGAGCCAUUGAUUAGGAAUGCUAGGUUGGCUGGGAUUGGGAAUCUGGAGUGUAAAGUGCGUGAAUAGAAAAAGGGGAGGUGAUUCUAUGAUGGUUGCUUUAUUAACUAAUCAGGAGCAGAUUCCUCAUUAGACCUGGGAUUUGGGGGCAUUGGAGACUUGAAACAUAUUGUAAUUUGACUGAAUAUAGAUUGAAAAAAUUUGCUAGCUCUUGUAGUUUGAAUGUCCAUGCUUUUGGCAAAAGAGCAUGUGACAAUCAGAGACCUCCCUAAACCUGAAUUCUUUUGUUUGCAGUUUACUUUGGAGAAAUUCACAUGGUAGAUUCAUAUGGAUUCAUAUUUCCAUUACUAAAAUUUAUUUCAGUUUGUUCAAAUGGAAGGCUUAUGUUUAAAAGUUAUGGUGUCCAUACUAUUAUUUGGAAUUAAUUGAAGUGAAAUAAAUAUUGCAAAGCUUUAAUGGGUGGCUGUGUUAAUAAUUCGGUUGGACAUUCAUAGGUAUGGCAAAUGGCCGAGAAGCCCUUGUCUUUCUCCCUCAUGGGGUUGGGAACGGGGGUGCAAAUCCCUGGCAAGGAUGGUGAAUGUACUUUGUAUUUUUUUAUAUUACAAAUGUUGACCCUGCCUCUAGUUUAAGUGGUUUGGUUGAUUGAAAGAGAGUGAAGAAUCUAGCCCAGCAGCCACCCUUGACCUCAAUGGAGCUUUGACAACAUUUCUGUUGUUGGACACCCUUUGAGGGAUGAAAGGGAACACAACUUUGAUAAUUGACUGAGCCAUUCUCCUUUUUUUCUGGCGUUCUUUUCAUUGAAGGUGCUAGAUCCUAGACACACCUUUAAGGAGUGGCCUUUGGUUUUGCCUGAUUUAGAUGGAGGAAUUACACAUCAAAGACAGAAAUUUACGAAGUGAAGUUGUUUAUGAUCUUACGCUUGCAAUGUGGAGAAUCACAAUUGAAAUAGCAAUCUUUAGCUUUGGGGUAUUCCAAGUGCUGGGGCAUUUGUCUGGGCACUUCAAAUUUUUAUAUUCACGCGAUGCACAGGCUUUCGACCGGUAAGUGUAUACAGUUAGGUGUAGGUAAGAAUAGAAAGAUUAUUCCUAGAAGCAACAUAUUAACAAAACUAUAUUUCAAAAGUCACAAGCCCUCAAUUUCUUAUACCAGAAUUACGUAUCCUAUUAAUCAAUCAGUUGAUCACAAAUCCUGCAAGCUCUUGAACAUUUCAUUGGCAUGAAAGAAUAACUUUUCACAAAUUUUGAUGACUUGUCGAUUAAUUCAGAGCUAUUAUAUCUAGGUAUCACUACUCUGUUCUUAUUUCAAUGAUUUCUAUGAUGGCACUUUGUUACUUUCUCCUCAUGGUUUUCUUUUCUCUCUUGUCAUCAGGUGCUGAUGCCAGGGUUAUUACCCUCCAAAAUAAGUGCAACAACACUAUAUGGCCUGCAUUUCAAGUAGGAUCUGGAUUGUAUAAUGCACAUGGAGAAAUUGAUGGUGGUUUUGAGUUAAGACCUGGAGAAUCAGUGAAUGUUACAGCAGAAGAUUAUGCCUUUAUAUGGGGUCGAAAUGGGUGCUCAUUUAAUCAAUCUGGCCAUGGAACAUGCAUCACCGGUGACUGUGGUGGUGUAUUAAGAUGUGGUGAAGCAAGCCAGAGCUUGAUCCCUAUACUACCAGUCACAUAUGCUAUGAUGUAUCUUCAUGAAUUUGUUCCUGAUUUUUAUGCAGUUAGUGUUCAUAAUGGCUUCAAUUUACCAAUUUCUAUAUUGCCUUAUGGGAGCCCUGCUGCUGAAUGUAAGACUUCAAGCUGCUUUACCAACUUAAACCAGAUUUGCCCGAAUGAGCUGCAGGUGAGAUCAAAUGGAAGCAUUGUAGCAUGUAUGAGUCCUUGCCUAGCAUUCAAUAAGCCUGAAUUUUGCUGCGCACGUGGUCGUCUGCAUAUCCCUGAGUACCCUGACAAUGACGACUGCAAGCCUACAAAUUAUUCGGUAGCGUUCGAGGCUGGUUGUCCUACAGCUUCUACAACUGCUGCUUUAGAAUUAUCCAAAGCAUCAGUGUGUUGGAGAGCUAAUUACUUAAUUAGCUUUUGCUGAAACUUAUUUUCAUGUACACAUAAACGUGUAAGGAUGAAAGAAAUAAAAGUAGGAUAGCUAUAGUUCCACAUGAGAAAAUUGUAUAUCGUCUGCAGCAUUAGUGAAUAAGAUGCUGCGUUCAUUUAUAUUUUUUAUCCAAGAAAGGCUUGAUAAGCUUAAUCAGCAUUUAGUCAGACAGUAGGAAAAAAAGAAGACCAAGGAAAGUUUCACAGAAGCAAAAGCUUAAUCAGUAUAUGUCCUUACAGGCAACCAGCUGAUGGUUGAGAAUGCAAGGCUUGAAGUUGCUUCACAGAGUUGAAUAAGAUUAUUUUACCUCCUGCAAAUUGAAUGAUUAAUAAGAUACCUUGUUGAUGUAAUUAUACAUAAGUUCGAAUGUCUAUUUGGUGAAGUAAGAGGUCAUGGUUGAAUCAUUGGCAAUGAACUAACGCAAAUCCAUCUCCAAGAAAACCUUCCCAACUCCUUGUAAGGCUACCAAUGGACCCUGGGAACAAUGGAAUGGCUUAUCCUUCUUGGUUUUUUUUAAGCCACAAGAACCUCUUCAUAUGCCUUGCUAAGUGCUACAACUAUUUCUGUACUUAGAAAUUACAACUUGGACUGCAGAAUUCUAUAGAACUCCACGGCCAUUUCAUCUACAGGUAUCUGGUGAUUUCACAUGGAAGAGGGGGAAAUCUUGGAAAGAGAAGAAAACCUCUUUAUUUUAGUCCAGACUGGCAAAGUUCACAAGCCCUCAAUUUCUCAAUCAAUUGGCAAUAAACCCUGCCAACUCCUCAACAUUCUAUUGGCAUGAAAAAUUCUUGGCAAUACCAUUGGCUUUUUGGUUUGGUACCUUCACUCUAUUCUCUGAUGGCACUUUGGCAUUUUCUCCUCCUGGUUUUCAUCUCUUUAUCAGGCACAUGGGUUAUUCUAUAUGCUUUGUUAAUUUUUUUUUAAGAAAAAUAGAUGAAUUUCAUUGAGGACA
Molecule: messenger RNA, 3623 nt
Organism: Hevea brasiliensis (rubber tree)
Lineage: Eukaryota; Viridiplantae; Streptophyta; Magnoliopsida; Malpighiales; Euphorbiaceae
Product: pathogenesis-related thaumatin-like protein 3.5
Exons: 2
Coding region: 1901-2665 (254 amino acids)
Biological process (GO): defense response
Cellular component (GO): extracellular region
Source: RefSeq, a predicted model, not a curated record